AUGCACCCAAGAAAUAGAUACAUUAAUCCACCCGACUUUGAUGUACUUGCUUUUAAAUAUCCAACGUUCAGGAAACACGUGCGUUAUGAUAAAGAGAAUAAAGCUUGUAUAGAUUUUCAUGAUCCAGAUGCCGUGCGAGAAUUAUCCUACACGUUGUUAAAGCACGACUUUGGAUUGUACUUGGAGAUACCAAACGAUGCACUUUGUCCAAUGGUUCCAAACAGGCUUAACUACAUCCACUGGAUCGAAGAUUUGAUUUGCGAUGUCGUAUCAAGCACAGAGGAUGUCUAUGGGAUUGAUAUAGGCACAGGCGCAUCAUGCAUAUAUCCUCUUCUUGGUUGUGCAUUGAACGCGAAUUGGAAAUUCCUUGCCACCGACACUCACAAAAGGCUUCUUGAAGCUGCAAUGAAUAAUGUUGAAAAGAACAAUCUCUCUGACAGAAUAACUUUAUUGCUGAAUUCAUCGAAUAGAAAACUUCCGAUUGAUGAUGUGCCUGAAAGAGAUUAUGCCUUUUGUAUGUGUAAUCCACCAUUUUAUGAAAGUGUCAAACAGUACGAAACCGCUACUGCAAACAAGAAGCUUCCACCAUCAUCGACGUGCACAAGUUCCCAAGAUCAAAUGGUGACGCCCGGUGGGGAAUAUCAAUUUAUUAAGGACAUUUUAGAAGAGAGUCUUGUUUUUCGAAAGAGAAUAUCAUGGUAUACAUCAAUGAUUGGAAGACUAGAAACGGUUGAUUUGAUAGUUGCAGAACUGAAAAAACACAAGAUUGAUAAUUUUGUUUUAACCGAAUUUGUACAAGGGAGAACGCGACGAUGGGGGAUUGGAUGGUCGUUCGGGAACCAAAGACCUCCAAUGUCCAUCUCCCAACCGACAUCAAGAAAACUUCGCCAUGUCAAGCCGCCGAUAUCAGAAUUUGUUACUACUUGGCAUACUAAUCCAACCUCGCUCUAUAUUGCCGUGACCUCCAUUCUUACUGAAGCCCACGUUACUUAUCAACGGGAUAGUGACAGCGUCGUUGAGGAGAGCAAUGAUUCUGGCGAUGAUAACAUAUUGUGUUCUGGAGCUGUAUUUGUCGAGACUUGGUCGCGCAAAGCGCGAAGAAAAAUUGCUGCUGGGGAAGACAUCACUUUGGACAUUGAAACCGAUCAGCCUUUAUUCAAAUAUGCCAUCAGGUUGGAGAAAAGCAUCGAGGAGAGUACUGAAGCGCAAGGUGAAAUGAAGACAAAGUUGACAGUUUCUUGGGUAUGGGGAGAUAACAGAAAUAUAUUUGAGAGCUUUUAUUUGCAUCUGAAAAGAAGGCUGGAUGAGAAAUUCAAGAAACAAAAGAUUGACAAGCAACGGGUUAAUCCUGUGGGGUGA
Molecule: messenger RNA, 1359 nt
Organism: Paraglomus occultum
Lineage: Eukaryota; Fungi; Glomeromycota; Glomeromycetes; Paraglomerales; Paraglomeraceae
Source: the annotation of a GenBank genome assembly